AUGCUCGCCGGCGAGACUCGCUGGGAUACUUUUCGUUAUGAUGUGAACCAUAUCUUCGACAGAAUGGCAAGAAGCAGCAUUGCUCAGGCGGGUUUUGUGAUUGUUUGCAUUACAUUGUUUGUACCAAAUGCGCAACCAAGAGCGCGGUAUUCGAUGCCAUCGCCUAGGCUUAUCCAGAAGUCUCUAACUCCGAUUUACUACGAGUUGUAUCUGCAAUGUCCGCAUCAAAUAUGCCCAGACAGUAAAGAUUACCCGGAAGAACAAAUUUUGCAUCUAAUGAAGAACACCAAAAACAUGCAAGGAUUUUUCGGAAUAGUUUUGAAUUCCACCUACGACGCCACGGAUAUUGCUAGCAGAUCAAACUUUUUCCGAGGGAGAGUUCAGAAUCUUUGCGAUCCGGAGUCGCCUCAAACUCACACACCCCGGGUUCUUCGAAACGUCCAUGACGAGUGGAAAUUUGUGGUGAAUGUCGAUGGAUUUAAUCAAAGAUUUAUAGCUGAAAUGUGCAGAAACAACGUCCGUUCACGUGCUGGAAAAUCUAACGAUUACUGCUCUGAAUUUGGGGCGAAAUGCAAACAAAACCAUCAGGAAGUCUACCUACUUACUUACGAAAACGGAUUCAUCGAUUUCGAUAAGUUUCGUGUACCAACCACUUGUAAUUGCGAUUGUACUUAA
Molecule: messenger RNA, 675 nt
Organism: Phyllotreta striolata
Lineage: Eukaryota; Metazoa; Arthropoda; Insecta; Coleoptera; Chrysomelidae
Source: the annotation of a GenBank genome assembly